AUGCAGAAAAGGACGGAGAAGUGUGGGGCUCAGCUGCCUCUCCCUGUUCCAGCCAGCAGCUCUCAGCGAGGUGUGUUCAGGAAGAGCACCACCUACCUGGCUAAGAUCGCUGUCGUCCUCCAAGACACUCCAGGAAAGAUGCUCACUUUUAUUCAGUUGAUGGACAAACUGGCACCUUUAAUCUAUGAAGAAAGAAAAUCUGUUGAGAACAACAUCAGAGUUUGUUUAUCAACCAACAAAUGUUUUGUCAAGAUUCCAGUGGUUCCUGAUUCCCUGGACAGUAAGAGAAACUACUGGAAACUGGACCCCAGUCAGAUCACAGCAAAGAUGGUGCGUCGUCACUUCAAAGGACUCCUGCAGCUCUUCCCUGAGUUGGCCUCCAAAGUGGAAACGGAGAACACGAGCAGACCCUCGGAGCUCUGCUCGGCUCUCCACUCUCCUGAACCAGCGGCCUGCAGAGCGGUUCAGAUCAGAUGUGAGGUGAAGUUCAGCAGUCCUUUCUCCAUUGAAUCCCUCCUGAAGAGAGACAGUCCCUCUGCUCGGCCCUCCAGAGCUUCUCCUCUGUCCAGUGUGCCGGUCAGAGUGGAGCAGCAGACUCGGCCCACACACAGACUAGUUGGGACAAAGAGGAGCUUCAGAUGGGACUCUGAGGAGCCUCUGCUCCUCCAAGCUUCAGAUGGAAGUUCCCCCAUCUGCUCAACAGGAGGCAGCACACCCCACAGAAUCGCUGCUCAUGGAGCUGCUCAGCCCAUCAGCAGGAUGAACGUGUGCACUCAGUCCUCAUUCCCUGUCUACACAAGAGCCAGUGCUGCUCCUUAUUACAUCAGCCCCCACAUCACUUCCUCUGUACCUACAUUUACCCAUGAUGCUCUUCGGUUCUGUAUGUAA
Molecule: messenger RNA, 888 nt
Organism: Cyclopterus lumpus (lumpfish)
Lineage: Eukaryota; Metazoa; Chordata; Actinopteri; Perciformes; Cyclopteridae
Exons: 3
Coding region: 1-888 (295 amino acids)
Biological process (GO): regulation of transcription by RNA polymerase II; cell differentiation; anatomical structure morphogenesis
Molecular function (GO): RNA polymerase II cis-regulatory region sequence-specific DNA binding; DNA-binding transcription factor activity, RNA polymerase II-specific
Source: RefSeq, a predicted model, not a curated record